CGAGGGGGCGGGGCCUUGGCGUUGCCCGCCUCCAAGCCUUGAAGCGCUGAGCGGAGGCGUAGAAGAAGGUAUUCCAAAGAUCCGCUAAGCGGCCAGACCAGCGGCGGGGAUGGAGGGAAUGGUAAUGCGACUGUUGCGCGGCGGCGCGCUGCUAAGAAGAAACUUCCUGACUUGCCUGUCUUCUUGGAAAGCUCCUCCUCGCAUCCCCAGAUCUUCCCAGUCAGAAGCUCUACUCAAUAUAGCAAAUAAUGGGCUCCCCUACGCCCCCCUGCAAACAUUCACAGAGGAGGAGAUGAUGCUAAAGAGGACAGUUGAAAGAUUUGCCCAGGAACAAAUUGCUCCUUUGGUUUUAACAAUGGAUGAAAAUUCAAAAGUGGAAAAAUCAGUAAUACAAGGAUUAUUUCAACAUGGGUUGAUGGGAAUUGAAAUUGACACCAUCUAUGGAGGAACAGGAGCUUCGUUUUUCUCCUCUGUCCUAGCGAUAGAGGAAUUAGCCAAAGUUGAUGCAUCUGUGGCUUUGUUUUGUGACCUCCAGAACACACUAAUUAACACACUGAUCAUGAAACAUGGAACAGAAGAACAAAAGGCUACCUAUUUGACCAAGCUAGCUACAGAAGAAAUAGGAAGUUUCUGCCUUUCAGAGGCUGGAGCAGGAAGCGAUUCAUUUAGUCUGAAGACCAGAGCUGAUAAAAAGGGAGAUUAUUUUGUCAUCAACGGGUCAAAGAUGUGGAUCAGCCAUGCUGAGUACGCAGGGCUCUUCCUGGUGAUGGCAAACGUCGACCCUACCAGGGGGUAUAAAGGAAUCACCUGCUUCUUAGUAGAUCGUGGUACUGAAGGGCUUCAUAUAGGGAAACCAGAAAACAAAUUGGGACUCAGAGCUUCUUGCACCUGUCCAUUAACAUUUGACAAUGUCAAGGUUCCAGAAGCCAAUGUCCUGGGACAAAUUGGACAUGGUUACAAGUAUGCCAUAGGGAUGCUUAAUAAAGGUAGAGUAGGAAUUGCUGCACAGAUGCUGGGACUGGCUCAAGGAUGUUUUGACUACACUAUUCCAUAUAUUAAAGAAAGGGUACAAUUUGGCACCAGAUUAUUUGACUUCCAGGGGCUUCAACACCAAGUGGCUCACGUGGCCACUCAGCUGGAAGCUGCAAGAUUACUAACAUACAACGCAGCCAGGCUUGCGGAAGCUGGAAGGCCGUUCAUAAAAGAAGCAUCUAUGGCCAAAUACUAUGCAUCAGAGAUCGCGGGACGAACAACUAGUAAAUGUAUCGACUGGAUGGGAGGAGCGGGCUACGUCAAAGCUUACCCUGUGGAAAAGUACUUCCGAGAUGCCAAGAUUGGUACAAUAUAUGAAGGAACUUCAAAUAUUCAGCUGAACACCAUUGCCAAGCACAUCGAUGCAGAAUACUGACAUCCACAGCAGUGGGGCCCCUCCCUGAUGUCGCUGGUGUAAAAUCUUAAACUGUUGUGCUUUUGGGGGAUCUGAGCCCUUAGUCUCGGAUCGUGGGGUAGACCUUUCUGUUUUACUUUCCAGUCUGCUUAACUUAGGUACAGGAAAUCAUUUUUAAAAUUUGGGAAGAAAUGCCCCCAUAUUUUCUACAAAACUAUUUUUAAAGUUCUGUAAGUGUUGUCAUUCUAGCUUUAGGGUAUACAGAAGUUUCACUCUAUCAGCAUUUGGAACAAUACAGACAUUUGAACUAUUACUUACAGAUAUGGCUAUUUGAUAUUCCUAUUAAAUCUGUAUUUUGUGGCAUCAGUCAGAAAUCUCUGUUAUAGUUGGCAAUUUUAUAGAGUAGAUAGAUAGAUUCUAAGUAGCUAAACUAGGUAGAAACUGAUAAAAAUUUAUUUAGAAAAAUCUUAAAGUUCUGGUUCUAAAUACCUGAGAAUAGGUGAAAAAUAGGAUAUAACUCUGUAGGUCAAAUAAUUGAAUAAAACCUUAUUUUAACAAAGGAAAGCGUGUAAUUUGUGUGUCUUGAGUUUGUGUUUCAUGGAGGACGAUCUUGUUCACCUCCUAAAACCUGCCAUUAUUGUUAUUUGGGGCUGGGCUGUCAUGGGGCUCAGAAGGUAGAGACUUGAAUACAAGCACCAGGGAACCACUCAACCAUAUUUGAUGGGCAGAGCUGGAUUCAACCCAACUGCCAAGUUAGUAUUGUUAGAGAUUUCAUUUUACAGCCCAAAACGAAUCAGUGUUAAAGAUUUUAGAAUUAUGGAAAGUUAAACCUAGAAAGACCUUAGAGGACCAUCCAGCUAACUCUCAUUUUAAAAGUGAAGGAUUCAUAGCCCAGAAUACUUGCCCAAGGUCAACAGCCAGGGGCAGACCAGACAAGGAUCCAAAUGUAGUGGCUCCCAAUUCAGUGCUCUUCCUACUAUUGAACAUUGGCUCUGUUCAACAAAUUUUGGAUUUUAUGCUUGUUAUAUUUUAAUACUCUUAUUGAUUUAUUUUAGAUUUAACUGAUAAAGAAUUAACAUUUCAGAAAUGUUAAGAUUGAUCAAUAUCAUUAUUUAGACAUAUUAAUCACCUGCCAAAGAAUUAGCUCUCCCAGGGUGGGGCUCAUGUGUCAAAUGUGAAGGUUAUUAUGUGCAAUCAUUAGGUUUUGUGGUUGUGAUGUGAUUUGUAAAUGCAUUAGUUAUAUCCUUGCUGAUGUACUUUCGCUGGUCUUCAUAAAGUGCCAGUUUUGUUGUAAUGGUACAUAUCAGACUGUGUUCAGUGUUAGAAAAUCAGUAUUCUGUGAAGAAUGAAAAAAUAAAGGACAAACUUACCUGGA
Molecule: messenger RNA, 2762 nt
Organism: Equus caballus (horse)
Lineage: Eukaryota; Metazoa; Chordata; Mammalia; Perissodactyla; Equidae
Gene: ACADSB
Product: acyl-CoA dehydrogenase short/branched chain
Cellular component (GO): mitochondrion
Molecular function (GO): acyl-CoA dehydrogenase activity; flavin adenine dinucleotide binding
Source: RefSeq, a predicted model, not a curated record